Molecule: messenger RNA, 1677 nt
Organism: Trichoderma gamsii
Lineage: Eukaryota; Fungi; Ascomycota; Sordariomycetes; Hypocreales; Hypocreaceae
Product: AMP-binding enzyme
Exons: 6
Coding region: 1-1677 (558 amino acids)
Molecular function (GO): CoA-ligase activity
Source: RefSeq, a predicted model, not a curated record
AUGCCAUUCACAACUCCGUCGUACAUUCCCAAGCUUCCUUUCGAUCCCCCGGACUCUGUACCAAUCCAUGAAUUUCUGUUCAGUGAUGGAAACAAGUAUGGGCGUUAUCCAAUUGCGGACUCAUUACCGCCAUUUACUUGUGGCAUCACCGGAAAAUCUCACUCUGCCGCCAAUGUGAAGGAUCGUAUAGGAUGGCUUUCGGCUGCUCUCGCGUCAGAAUUGGGCUUUGAUGUUAAUAAUGGGAGCGAGUUCGAUAAGGUCAUAGGGCUGUUUAGCUUCAAUACGGCAUAUCGAUACUAUGCUCGUCUCAUGGGCAGCACAUCGCUUCUCAGGGAUUUCAUCGCCGAUCAGCCCCUCAUAUUCGACAGCAGAGCUCACGAGACAGCUCAAAGCGCCUUCGAAGCGGCUCUUGCAGCGGGCAUUCCCAAGGCGCGUGUAUACCUACUGGAAAUCCCCGAAAAAGCACUGAGAGGCGCCAACGUGCCCACAGAUAUCAAGUCGGUUGACGAACUCAUUGCUGAAGGAAAGAAGCUGGAUCCUCUUCCCCAACUGAAAUGGUCACAGGGUCAAGGUGCCCGCCAGACGGCCUUCUUAUGUUCCUCAAGUGGAACGUCUGGGCUGCCACCAGAGGCCUUACUUGCUGUACUCCCCAUGAGCCACAGUUACGCCCUGAUUGUCACUGGGCAUGCUGGAGUGUAUAGAGGCUACAAUGCCGUUGUGCUACCCGGAUUUGACCUUAUUGAUGUGCUCGAAGCAGUACAGAAGCAGCAUAUAGAAACUCUGUGGAUGGUUCCCCCAAUGAUCGUGGCCUUGAUUAAGAACUCAGAGACUGCCGGGAAGUAUAAUCUCAAACACGUCAAAAGCACUGUAGUUGGCGCCUCAAAUCUCACAAAGGAGGUCAAUGAACAGUUUACUCGCCUUUUCCCCAACUGCCAACUUAUCCAAGGGUAUGGCCUCACCGAAACUUCAGUAGUAGUCUCUAUGCAAAACAGAGCAGAUAUCAUGUUUGGCUCUUGCGGCCAUUUUAUUCCUGGGUACGAGGGUCGACUGGUGGAUCGAGAUGGCGAGGAAGUGACGGAGCUAGACACGCCUGGAGAACUUCUUUUGCGAUCGCCAACAAUAAUGCUGGGAUACCUCGAUAAUGAGAAAGAAACAAAAGAAGCAUUUACGAGCGACAAGUGGUUACGAACGGGUGACUUGAUGGAAAUUCGUAAAAGCGACGAUGGCCACGAACAUCUUUUCAUCGUCGAUCGAGUCAAAGAGCUGAUCAAGGUCAGAGGCAUGCAAGUUUCUCCGACUGAGAUCGAAGCUCUUCUGUCUAGUCAUCCAAGUGUCGCAGAUGUCUGUGUCGUUCCACUUCCUCACGACAUCGCCGGCGAACUGCCACUCGCAUUUAUUGUGCGGACGCCAGCCGGCAAAGAAGAGGACGAGCGCGCACUGAAACAGAAAGUUCAUGAAUUUGUCAAUGCAGAGUUGGCAGAGUACAAGCACUUAGCCGGAGGUAUCGAAUUCCUCGAAGUACUUCCCAAGUCUGCGAGUGGAAAGACAAAGAGGGGAGAAAUGAAGGAACGAGCUAGAAAGAUGGCUGAUUUGAGCAAAGCGAAGGCUAUACCGAGAGUGCUACAGGUAUAUGUGUAUGAGACGUCUUCUGAUGAUGAGAGUGAAGUGGACGAGUGA